GGAAACAGCUGAGACUCGGAGGAGGAGGGGGGAUGUGUAACACCCGCACACGGGCGGCUGUCUCACCUCCUCCUGCUCCAAGCCGAGACGCAGGUGUCUGCUGAGCCUCCGCGCGCGGACACCACGUUCAAUGAGUCGCGCGCUCGCUCCUUUGUGCGCCGCGGGUCGAUGUGACGCCGGCUCCACAGCAGCACACCGAACCCGCUCCAAGGAGACACGCUGGACCCGCUGAGCACCAUGGCUGACCAGUACAGUAUGUUUCUCACCACGGCGCCACCCCUCCGGCGAGGGAGCACCCCCCUGCCUGUCAAACACCAGCUGCGGAGGGAGGAGGCCGUGUCCGAUGACUGCGAUUGGAUGCCGGGCUUGGAGGAGCCUUCCACGCUGCCUAUCAGUGGCACAGCAUUACCUCGGGACGAGUCCUUUAGUCAGUCAGCAGCAGCCCAGCCAGCGUACCAGAGCCAUGGUGGGGCUCUGAGGAUAGUGCUGCUGGGACAGAACGGCGUGGGCAAGUCAUCGCUCGCCUUAUCUCUGGCUGGACAGUCGGACGGAUCCCUCUCUAUAGACUCUGAGACACAAGCUUGUGGUGAGGGCUACGAGUGCACGGUGACCGUGGAUGACGAAGACAGCAAAGUCAUAAUUUUUGACAAUUGGAAACAGGACCUGUCCACUCUGCAGUGUGACGUAUGUAUCUUGGUCUUCUCAGUGACUGACAGGAGAAGUUUCCACCGCACCGCCCAGCUCCGCCUCCUCCUCAGGGAGUCCCAGCCGCACACGCCAAUCAUUCUGGUGGGAAACAAGAGCGACCUGGUUCGGUCCCGGGAGAUCAGUUCAGAGGAGGCCCAGUCCAGUGCCAUGAUGUUCGACUGCCUCUACCUGGAGCUCUCAGCAUCUUUGGACCACGGCACCAAUGAGCUGCUGGAGGCAGCUGUGCGGACUGCGAGGGGAGACUGCGUGGGGCCCGGGUGGACGGACGGUGACCUGGGGUCCGGGCGCAGAGAGAGCCUGACGAGUCGCGCCAAGCGCUUCCUGGCCGGGCUGGUACCGCGCUCGUAUGGCCGGGACCGGGACCGAGGGCGCUACAGGGAAAUGAGUCGUCACCGUGGGAGCAAAAUCUUCCGCCAGAAAUCUCGCUCCUGCCAUGACCUCAGUGCACUGUGACACACACACACACACACACACACACACACACACACACACACACACA
Messenger RNA from Nematolebias whitei (Rio pearlfish), 1207 nucleotides. RefSeq names its product RAS (RAD and GEM)-like GTP binding 2 (gene rem2). The record is from RefSeq and is a predicted model, not a curated record. Gene Ontology annotation, cellular component: plasma membrane. NCBI's taxonomy places the organism in Eukaryota, Metazoa, Chordata, Actinopteri, Cyprinodontiformes, Rivulidae. The transcript has 5 exons. Gene Ontology annotation, molecular function: GTPase activity; GTP binding; calcium channel regulator activity. Bases 238 to 1161 code for a protein of 307 amino acids.